AUUAGACCUGUAGGUCAAGGGCUUGGGGAUUGGCUCCCUAAGAAAACUACCUGCUUCAAUUUGGGCAGUAUUCUAGUUUUUACAUAUAUCGAAUGAUUUGUGUGACAUAUAUUUGGUGUCUUAUUGUCCCAAUGUUUAUGUGUUUAAAUAAAUGAUAAUAAUAACAUCUUAAUUCAGGUGAUCAGUAGACGGAACCAUGCAAUUUUGAUUCGGUAUAACAAGUAACAACAGGAUUGGAGUGUAGUUCUCAUGAAAUCUUUUAAAUGAAUUUAGAGUAUUAUUUUGAACAAACAAUACUGUAAAAUCAGAACUAGUAAAAAUCAAAGAUCCAAUACACAGGGAAGAACCAUAAAUUUGUCUUUAUGAGAUCAAAUAUAGUGACUGUAAUGCUACAUAUGUAGGUGAAACGUCAAGAGGACUGAAUGUGAGGGUGAAUUAACGCAAACUAUGCUUAAAGCACAUCCCUAAAUCGCCAAAUGAUGUAAGAAAACUCGUAAACGAAUCAGUGAUAGCAUGACACUAUAGAAUCGGGUCAUACAACUGAUUUCCUUCGAAAAGGUUUUAAUUCUUACAAAGAAAGACUAACAGCUAAAACCCUACACAUACGAGCUAAUCCAAAUAGUACUAAUAGGAGAGAUGGAAUUCAAUUAGCUGUCCCAUGGCAACUAAUAAUUAAUAAGUAGACCUGAACUCUUUAUUCCAUUUUAUCUAUCUCUUAUUAUCUGAAUAACAAUAAUUACACUCAAUGCUUCUAAUCAGUUACCUUAUCUAAAUGUGCUAAACAAUUAACUGGAACAGUAAAAAUUACACAAACAUUCAUUCCUUUAUUUCUUUUAAUUUUAUGCAUGCUGUGACAUGUUUGAUUCAUAUCAUGUGUAAAAAUAGUAUUUUUCUUAAAAAUCCACCGAUCAGAGACAAUAUAUAGUAAAUGAAAUUGCUUCUCACACCACUUACGUAUACAUACAAUCUGUUAUCUUAACACCGUUUCAUACCACAUGUCUUACACACUAGAGCAAAUAUCUACUUUAAAAAUUGUUAACGUUUAUUAGAUGACCUAUUUAGUAUAUAGUUAACCAGAGAACCAUGUAACUAUUUUUAUAUUUGAUAACUUUGAUGUUGGGUUAUAAUUGCUUGAAAAAAGUUGGACCAGAUUACCAGGUGAAACGUUGAAUUUACUACAAAUUCAUUCACUACAAAUACAUUCUUCGUCUUUAAUGUCUCACAUCAACUCGGUGCUCAAAUACUAUAAAACUGUUUGAUCAAAUUUAGACGGAAGUUUUUAUAAAUUUAGGGAUAAGUUGUAAAUGUUUUUCAGCUAUUCCGAGUGCCAAAGUUACCUGUGAACUGUUGUAUCAAUAGUUAUUAGGACACUAGUGGGUUAAGUUAUUCAAUAGGUUUAUUAAUAAACUAAUUUACCUUGGUGCAUUUAUAAAUGACAAUAUCCUCACACUAGCACGAGAGCCUAGUUUCACUUCUCAAACCUGCCAUUCUCAAUCGAAACGGGAUGUCCACCAGCGUAUUAAAAUAACAACUUUGCAUAAAAUUCAGCUUUGUGUUACUUUACAAAAAUGAAACAACUUUCGUGUGUGAAGGGAACGUAUAAGUUAUAAUUAUUUGUUUUUUUAAACUUACUGGAAUAAACUAAUGUUCCUUAGAAGUUAAUGAAAGUCCUUUGCAACCAUGUUACAUUUUACGUAGACGAAUUCUGUUUUGGUUAACAGUCCAAAUACUAUCAUUUAAUAUUAUUACUCCUUUAGAUAUUUAAAAUAUGGCCGGUGAAGAAUCGAUAAAAAUUAAAUUAAUCCUAUUGGGAGAUUCAGGUGUGGGGAAGACAAGUUUAAUUCGUCGAUUUGUUGAUGACCGAUUUACACACAGUGAAGCAGCGACAAUCGGUUUCGAUUUCAAACCAUAUCAAAUGACUGUAGACGGAAGAACAAUUCAGUUUAAUAUAUGGGACACAGCUGGUGUUGAACGAUACAGUAGUUAUUUGACUCCUUCUCUUUACCGCCACGCUCAUGGUGCUCUUUUUGUAUACGAUGUUACUUCUGCACAAAGUCUUUCCGGAGUGAAAUACUGGGUAGAACAAACCAGACAAUUCUGUGGUAGUGGACUUUUAAAAAUGCUUGUUGGUAAUAAAAUUGACUUGGAUAAUCGCAUAGUUUCAAAAAAAGAAGGUUCAGAUUUCGCUCGAAGUAUAGGGUCAAUUUUUGUUGAAACCAGUGCAAAAACAAGUGAGAAUGUCCGUGAUGCUUUUGUAGAACUUGUUCGUAAAAUCCUUCAAGAUCCUGAAUUCCUGUCAUCAACAUCAACGUCACAAUCACCUCAAGUCGUAUCCUUUCAAUCUACUCAACCUAGCUCAUCAUUAACAUGUCCUUGUUAA
This is a messenger RNA of Schistosoma spindalis, 2380 nucleotides long. The record is from the annotation of a GenBank genome assembly. NCBI's taxonomy places the organism in Eukaryota, Metazoa, Platyhelminthes, Trematoda, Strigeidida, Schistosomatidae.